Paramecium sonneborni is the source of this 1617-nucleotide messenger RNA. The record is from the annotation of a GenBank genome assembly. Lineage: Eukaryota; Ciliophora; Oligohymenophorea; Peniculida; Parameciidae.
AUGAAGACUAAGAAUAAUGAAUUUUUGUCAUUUAAUAUCUUAAAUUGUCCAAUACCUAAAUAAUAAAUAAGGAUUGAAGAUUCAAAGAAUUUACUCAUCUCUUCAAGACUCAAUAUUCCUUUAUUACCUUUAAAUUCACAAUAAUAAAAAAAUGACCUUAAUUAAUUGAAAUUAUUUAGACAUUUAAAUGAAUAUACAACCAUUUAGGAUGGAUUUCAACAAACUUAAGCUUUUAAAUAUAAGUCAUCUAUAUAUAAUGGUAGAUUAUUACAAAAUACUAUAAAAUAAUAGAUAGAAAUUGAUUAAGAUUUCUAAAGUGAGGAAAAAAUCUUUACAUAAAAAUAACUGUUAAAAGAAAAGCCCUUGGAUUCAACAUUAAAAAAUUAAAAUAACAAUAGAAAUAAAAUUUCAUCUAUGCCUACAGAGCCUUUUGAAUAAGGUUAACAAAAUUUCUAAAACUAUGAAUCUGAUCUCAUGAGAAAGAGAACUAUAUUUUCUAAAUAAAAUAUUCAGAUAAAUAAUACAAAGAAAAACCAGAAUUAAAACAAUAAUAAUAAACUUAGAAGUUUAACCAUUCAUGAAAUCUCUAACAAAAUUAGUCAACAACAAAAAAUGACUAAUAACCCAAAAAAUUUUUUAAAAGUUUAGAAAAAGAAGUUUAGACUUAAGAUUGUUGCCAUAAUGGUUAGAGCGAUUCUCAAAUUAAGCAAAAAAUAUAAGUAAUUUAAAAUUUUAUAACUUAGACUACUAUUUUAAAGAAGGAAUUAAGCAAUUGAACAUUUUUAAAAAUUAAAGGAACCUCAUUUGAAUUACUUUUCUUCUUUAGGAUAGAGAGAAGUUUAAUAAAAGUAUAAGAAUUUUGUGUAAUAACUGUUUACAAAAAUUACUUAGUUAUUAUAAAGCAAAGAAUAUAUUAAAGAUUAUACAGAUAUCUUAAAAUAACAAUAAGAAUUGGUUGUGGAUUUUCAAAAAUAAAGAUUAUGUUUUUUCAUAAAGUUAUUAUUUUAAGAUUUAGAAUUAAUAACUAGAAAAAAUAUAAUACCAAAAUUUAUACUUCAUUCAUUAAAUUUAUGCUUAUUUGCUGGUAAAAAUACAUAAACAAGUUAAUUUGUAGCAAAUAGAACUAAAUUUUAUUCUAAAACAGUUCAUUCUCUUACAUCUCAAUAAAAAGUAUUAAUUGCUUUAGAAUAUCUUAUUUUCACUAUUAUUAUACCAAAUUUAUUAGAAAUUGCAAAUAAAUAAGUUUACAAUAAUUAGGAUCAUUUUAUAAUUAUUAACAUUUAUUUAACAGCUAUAGCUAUGCUAAUAACAGAGUUUUUCACAAAUCAUUUUCAAAACUUAGCAAAAAUUGAAAAUUCUAAUGUCAAGCCUGUUUAAUUAAUACUCUAAAUUUAAGAAGAAGAAGAAGAAGAAGAAGAUAAACCUAUAUAAACAUAAUUGCUUGUAUCAAAAAAUUUAGAUAAAAACGAAAGAAAAGUUAUUUCUGGAUAAAUACAAUUAAAUUUUGUUAAUUCAAUUUUUGAAGAAAAACUUUUAUGGAAAAACUAAAUGAUAAAUAUCUUCUCAAGAAUAGUUAAUAAUAUUGAAGAUUUAAUCGAUAUUUAAAAUGCAGAGUGA